Molecule: messenger RNA, 1227 nt
Organism: Symbiodinium sp. CCMP2592
Lineage: Eukaryota; Dinophyceae; Suessiales; Symbiodiniaceae
Source: the annotation of a GenBank genome assembly
AUGGAAAGCGGGAUGCGUCGCCUGUUUGCCCAACCUUAUCCGGCUGAAUUGGGCCGUGCACAAGGCACGGAACCGUUCAGCUUGGAAGAUGCACGUCGCGUCGUAUUUUUUCCGUCCUUGUCGGACAUGAAGACCUAUGUCCACGCAUUUGCGCGCCCGACACCGUCAUCAGCGAGAAAGGAACAGCUGAUGAAAUUCAAGCUGCUGAGCGUGUUCUACACGAUUCACCGCUUGGAUGGUGCGCUGGUGGAUCGCUUUAUGCAUGCCGGCGGCCUGCUGUCACUGGUGAGUUUGCUUGGCGAAGACAACCCUUACAUCCAGUCGCAAGCCAUGGAGCUGUUGACGGAUUUCCUCGGCCCCUUGAUGACUUCUUCGGCUUCGGGUUCCAUUCGACAGGCGCACCUGCACCAUCAGAUGUACCUUUGUCUGAAGGCAGGUGCGCUCUUCCAGCGCGCUGCUGAUAUUCUGAACCAGCCGGGGGAGGUCUUUCCUAAAAGCUACAGCAGCAGCAUCCGGCUGUUGGCAGGAGCUAUCGGCUGGCUACGGCCAAUGGGCGAUGACGUCCCUGAGGCCACCGUACCUCCAGAGGCAGCUGCAGCGGUGGCAGCUCUUCAGCAUUGCAUCGGCCGGUCCCAGGGCGCGCUUGCGCCCGACAUCCGGAGCACCGCAGAAGCUGUCAUGGAGGAGCUCGCUGGAUCACCCACCAUCCGUUCCGCUCCUCUGAGUGGCGAUGCGCUAGCCAAGGCAGAAAUGGCCAUCUUUGAUGCCGAAGCUCAGAAGACGGAGGAUGCAGCACAUGCCUGGCAAUCCCUGAAGCUCCUGGGCAACGAAGCUUUUGGUGCUGGCCUGUGGUGGCCAGCCGAAGCCGCAUAUAGACUGGCUCUUGAGGACGGGGCCCUCUCGCUUCCGGAGACCGAGGCAUCCUUGAUCGCAUCGAAUCGUGCCCUCGUUCUCCUCAAGGCCGGCGCCCCCGCCGAGGCUGCAGCCUCCGCUGCGGAGGCGCUCGCGAGAAACCCACGGAAUUCCAAAGCAGCUUUCCGACGGGCCCAAGCACUGAUUGAACUGCCUGGGCGUGCAGAGGAGGCGCUGGAGGCUGCGAGGGUGGCGGCGAAUCUGGAGCCCCAGGACACCAAAGUGGCGGAGCUGCUGCAGAAGGCGCAAGAGCUCUGCGGCAAGAGCGAGGGGGCCCCUCCGGAGCCGGCAGGCGGCAUGGAUUCGAUGGACUGA